AUGUCUGACAAUCAAGACGCUGCUAAGAAGGAAGAGGAGAGGAGGAAGAAGAGAGAGGAAACUGCUAGAAAAUUGAUAGAGGAUGAGCAGAAGAGACAGGAGUUUCUCAAGGAGGUCAGGAAGAAGAUGCAAGCGAAAAUCGACAAGGAGAAGGAGGAGGAGGCUGCUAAGAAUAAGAGCAAGUAG
Messenger RNA from Neurospora tetrasperma FGSC 2508, 186 nucleotides. RefSeq lists its product as uncharacterized. The transcript has 2 exons. The coding region runs from base 1 to 186 and encodes 61 amino acids. NCBI's taxonomy places the organism in Eukaryota, Fungi, Ascomycota, Sordariomycetes, Sordariales, Sordariaceae. The record is from RefSeq and is a predicted model, not a curated record.